Zonotrichia leucophrys gambelii is the source of this 1720-nucleotide messenger RNA. RefSeq names its product E3 ubiquitin-protein ligase TRIM7-like. Gene Ontology annotation, cellular component: cytoplasm. The record is from RefSeq and is a predicted model, not a curated record. The transcript has 7 exons. The coding region runs from base 37 to 1452 and encodes 471 amino acids. Gene Ontology annotation, molecular function: zinc ion binding; protein binding; ubiquitin protein ligase activity. NCBI's taxonomy places the organism in Eukaryota, Metazoa, Chordata, Aves, Passeriformes, Passerellidae. Gene Ontology annotation, biological process: protein ubiquitination.
CCCGGCAGCUUCCGUCUAUUCCACUCCAUCGCGGCCAUGGCUGAGGAGCUGCUGGCUCUGCGAGAGCAGCUGUUGGCCGAGGCCACCUGCCCGUUGUGCCUGGAUGUGUUCGAGCAGCCCGUGCUCACGGCGUGCGGGCACAGCUUCUGCGGGCAGUGCCUGGCGGCCGUGCUGGGGGACCCCCCGCGCCCCGCCGCCUGCCCGCAGUGCCGCGCCCCGCUGGAGCCGGGCUCGCAGCGCCCCAACCGCUCCCUGGGCAACAUGGCCGGGCUGGCCCGGUCCCUGGAGGAGGAGGCGGCGCGGCCGCGGUGCCCCCAGCACGGCAAGGCCCUGGCGCUGUUCUGCGAGCCCUGCGGCGCCCUGCUCUGCGCGCCCUGCCGGGACGGGCCCGAGCACCGCGGGCACCGUGUCCGCCCCGCCGAAGAGGCCGCCCGGGAGCUGCAGGAGACACUCCAGACAAACCUGCUUUUUCUACAAGAACAGAAGGAAAACUUGAAGACCAGAGUAGACCAGAAAUGGGAAGACCUGCAGGGGACAGUGAGGUUGGAGCUGCAGGGAGUGGCUGAGAGCUUUGAGGAGCUGCAGCAGUGCCUGGAGGAGCAGAAGGAGACCCUGCUGGCCCAGCUGGAGCAGAUGUCCCAGAAGCUGGUCAAAAAGAGCAAGAAAUACACGCGCAGGGUUUUGGAGAGGCAGUCGCUGCUGGACACGGUGAUUGCGCAGAUCCAGGAGAAGGAGGAGCAGCCGGCGGUCGAGUUCCUCAAGGAUGUUGGCGCAAUCCUGAGCAGCUGUGAGGCAGCCAAGGCCCCGAUCCCAGACCCAGUUUCCCCAGAGCUGCAGAAGAGCAUUCAGAGCCUCACUUGGAGCAGCCACCGAGUCAUGGCCAUGGUGGAUCAAUUCAGAGUGAACCUGCGGAGUGAGAUAGACUGGGGGAGAAGGGAUCCGGUGACGCUGGACCCAGAGACAGCACAUCCGCGCCUGAUGUUCUCGAGGGACCACAAAACGGUCUGGGUAGGAGUUGGAAAACAGAACCUCCCUGACAGCCCCAAGAGGUUUAUGAACAGCCUCAGUGUCUUGGGCUCCCAGGGGUUCACAUCUGGGAGGCAUUACUGGGAAGUGGAGGUUGAGGAAAACGGUGGCUGGGCCGUGGGGGUGGCCCUGGAGUCUGUGUCAAGGAAGGGGCCGAUUGACCUGCAAAGAUCUGAGACGGUCUGGGCGCUGCGAAUGGAGUCAAAUCACUGGUACAGAACAUUCUGCAUGACCCCUGAGGUGCUGGCACUCAGGGAUAAACUCCGGAAAAUCAGGGUGUGCCUGGACUAUGAAAUGGGCCGAGUGACCUUCUACAACUCAAAGGCCAUGAGACUGAUCCUGCACUUGGAGGCCACCUUCACUGAGAAAGUCCUCCCGUAUUUUUGCAUCUAUUCAGUGGAAACCCUGAUCCGGGUGUGUGACUGACAGGGUGGGCUGGCUGCCAGGCCCCUGGCGUGCCCUUGGCUGGCUGAGCAGGGAGGAGCUGUGGCAAUGACACGGCAUCACUCUGCAGCCCCCCUGCAGCUCUGCCUGCCCUGGACCCUCUCUGCAAUUUUCUGCAUCUCCUCCUGCCAAGUCCUUUGGAGCAUUAAAGAAGUGCUGUCCUGCCUGGGGCUGUCUGCGUGCUGCUGUCCUGCCUAGGGGCCAUGGGGAUGGUGUCCUACCUCUCCCUGUGGGCACUGAGGCCACACAA